Cololabis saira (Pacific saury) is the source of this 1591-nucleotide messenger RNA. Its product is annotated as macrophage mannose receptor 1-like. The record is from RefSeq and is a predicted model, not a curated record. The coding region runs from base 86 to 1210 and encodes 374 amino acids. The transcript is spliced from 5 exons. NCBI's taxonomy places the organism in Eukaryota, Metazoa, Chordata, Actinopteri, Beloniformes, Belonidae.
GGGGACAGCGUUCAACAGAGCAUCAGACAGAGGAGGACGAGGAGAAACAAGAAACUCAGAAACAAACUGCAGAGUUGAAAUAAAAAUGUCGUCUGACGGAGCAAAGAUGCAGUGGCUCCUGUGUCUGGUCUUUGUGGUGGGUCAGAGUUGGUUCAUCACAGGUCAGCUUUAUGAGUAUCACUAUAUUAAAGAGAGUAAGAAUUGGACUGCAGCUCAGAAAUACUGCAGACAAAGGUACACUGAUCUGGCCACCAUCUCCAACAUGACAGACUUGGACAGACUCAAUGACUCAGCAAAGAAGCGUACAGAAUCUGCCUGGAUUGGUCUGCACAGCCUAAAUAAUACUAACCCCACCUGGCACUGGUCUCUGCAUGGUCUGGAGUUCAAUGAAAGUGAGACAAACUGGGGCGAAGGUGAACCAAACAACGCAAGACGGAACGAGAAUUGUGGGGGGAUAAAUAAAAACCUGACAUGGUUAGAUUUGUCCUGUCAUGAGACCAGGCGUUUUAUCUGCUAUGAUGAAGGAAAACCCAAGAGAUUAAUUUUCUCUCAACAACGAAUGAACUGGUCAGAGGGUCAGAGCUACUGCAGAAAGGAGCACACAGACCUGGCCAGUGGACUGGAACAGUUAAAUGAUACCGAACUACGUAAUCUAGCCGAGAAAAUCAGGUCGUGGUCCGAUGUGUACAUUGGACUGUUCAGAGACACUUGGAGCUGGUCGGAUGGGAGCAGUUUCUCUUUCAGACGCUGGAAUAAUCUGGCCGGCAUUACGAUGGAAGAGGACAGAUGUGCCGUGAUGAAGGAGGACGGGGAGUGGGAAACUGACAAUUGCAAUGAAAAGAAACCCUUUUUCUGUUAUGAUGAUAAGGUGAUCUUGGUCAAACUAAAUCUGACCUGGGAGGAUGCCUUGUACUACUGUAGAGAAAACCACCGUGACCUGGUCUCCAUCACCGACCUCAAUGACCAGAGAUGGGUCCAAGAGAGAGUCAAGAACGCCACCACUGAAUUUGUCUGGACGGGGCUGCGCUACACCUGCACUCUGGAUUUCUGGUUCUGGGUCGGUGGUGAGGUGGUCACGUACCACAACGUGGACUCGGGUGAGAAGGGGGACCACUGUGACAUGUCUGGAGCCAUGGAGAGAGCUGGAAAACACAAGUGGUUCAAAAUAAAUGACAUGCAGGAGUUUAACUUCCUCUGUUCUGAGUGGUAAACCCACUGUGACCACUGCUGACAUUCAUUUAUUAGUUUUGAUCUUGGGAUUACUUUGUGUGUGUUGCUUAAAUGAUUUUAGACAUUUAUAACAGUUACAACUUCAAAGAUGUUACAUUUCUCAAAGAAUAGUUGAUGCAAGGUACUUUUUCUAGCGAGGUUGAGGUUGCAUUUUCUUUGUAGUUUUAUUCUAUAAGGUUGGUGUCCUCUCAAACCAAUGAAGUCUGAAAAAGGUGAUUAAAAUACACAAAUGUCUCAACUUUGCUUUGUUACUGAUCUGGUGAUGGUUAAGCAGUUAUAUCUCUGCUUUGAUUACAGUUUUGGGGGUUUUGUUGUCAACAAUAACUGAUUUUUAUGUUGAAUAAUAUACUGUGUUGAAUAA